CGAAACAACCCAAAGAGAUCGAGUCCUGUCGACUCCCUCCACCGAUACCUUGCUAUCCUCAUCCACUAUACAAGGCCUUCGCCUGACUCGCAUGCUAUCGUCAUCCGUGGCUCCACCUUCUUGCCCUCUGGAACAUGUCGACCGCCUCGCGACCGCAGCACCAACGAGCGGUCUCUCUAAACGGCAUCGAAGCACAGCAGACCCUGCUCAAGAGACGCGACAAGGCGGCAGUCGAUCAUACAGAGCUCUUGGAAGAUGAUCUGAACGCUAUCGGUUUCGGCUCGUACCAUCUGCGCCUGAUGUGCUUGUGCGGGCUAGGCUGGCUCUCGGACAAUGCGACGCUUCAGUGCAUCGCAGUCAUCCUGCCUCGUGUUCAGAUACACUAUAAUUUGAGCUCUACAGAUACCUCGCUCUUAUCCGCCUCGGCGAUGGCAGGAAUGGCUGUCGGAGCGUAUUCGUGGGGAAGCAUCGCCGAUUCGACCGGUCGAACGUUGCCAUACCACGCGACCAUUCUCCUCACCGGCAUCUUCAACCUGGGAGCCUCCUACUCGUCGAGCUUCGGGUCACUUUGCAUAUGGAUGUUCGCCGUCGGGACCGCUGUAGGAGGUUCGAUGCCGACCGACGGCACGCUCUUUCUAGAAAACCUCCCCAUAAGCAAACAGUACCUCUUGACCAGUCUUUCCACCUUUUUCGCAUUUGGAGCCGUCAUGUCAAGUGUGAUCGGGCUGCUCGUAUUGCCCGGAGCCUCGUGCGCUCAGGCCGAAGGGUGUGAUGUUGAUGGGGGAGCGAAUGACGGAUGGAAAAAGAUGCUGUUUGUCUUGGCUCUGCUGGACUUUGCCAUGGUAAUCGCUCGAUCGGCUGCGUUCAGGCUACACGAAUCACCCAGGUAUCUCGUUGCGAGUCGUCGAAAAGAAGAGUGCGCCAAGGUACUCGGCAAGAUUGCACACUAUAACAAGCUGGUCGACUUUACUCCUUCAGUCGGCGGCGAAGGAUCUCUCAAACGAAUGGCCAACGUCCCGAUCGUCUUGUUUGAAGCGCCUACCGUGGACCGGCGUCCGGUCGAGAUCGCCCAUACGCCCCCACCGCAUGCGAGAAUGACUAGCAGCGCGAGAUUGGAAACAAAGAACACGCCCUUGUACGGACACAAACUCAGUUCGUCCCUCAGUUCCAGUAAUCCACCGGGGAAGCCCAGAAACCCUUUCUUCACCCCGAGCGAAGAAUUGGGACAACCAGAUUGGGAAGGAUCCGAUGGGCGCCGCACGCCAACCCAACUUCGCCAUUCUGUCGACGGCGUCAAACGCGCGAGCAUAGAAGAGGAAGGAGAAGAACCGCACUCAGACGAUGAGGAGGAGAGGGGUCUUGCUCGGAAAGAAGGUUAUAUCAGUUUCAAAGAACGAUUGAUGACCGGGCUCGACGAUUGGGGAGCACGUUUCGCCGUCCUCUUUGGCGCACAAUGGCGCCUGACCUUUUUCUUAAUGGUUUUCAUAUGGAUGACAAUGGCGCUUGCUUACGGAAUGUUCAACGUUUGGCUGCCGACUGUAUUGGAACAGCGGUCACGGGAUGCAGGCAAAGGACUGUACGACGCUCUUCUCGAAUACGUCUGGUUUUCUAUCGCUGGCAUUCCCGGCUCAAUCUUUGGUGGCUGGCUCAUCGAGACGAGACUGGGUCGUCGCAAAAGUCUGGCGCUGUCCACCGUCUUGACGGCGUGCAUGUGCUUGAUCUUCAGUCAGACCACGUCCAGGUGGGCAGAGGUGCUCUCCACUUGCAUGCUAUCGAAUGCUGCUGUGACGAUGUAUGCGAUCUUGUACGGCAUGACUCCAGAAACGUUCACGACAUCGCUUCGUGGUACAGCAGUCGGAUUCUUAGCAGCCUCGAGCCGAAUAGCCGGUAUUGCGGCACCCAUCGUCGCCGGGAGUCUUCUCGCCAGACAACAAUCCUUGCCGCUGAUAUGCUCGGCUAUUGUGUUCGCCUCGACCGCGACCUGUGCCGUUUUCCUCCCCUUCGAAAGGGCGCCCGGAACAAGAAGCUCAGGAGCUGUCUCGAUGGCGCAUUGACGACCUUACCACCGCCUCGUAUGGGCGAUGACGACCUUUGACGACCGACUGCGACGGCAUGACCACUUUAUCUCGA
This is a messenger RNA of Filobasidium floriforme, 2130 nucleotides long. Its product is annotated as putative membrane transporter. Bases 135 to 2054 code for a protein of 639 amino acids. The transcript has 12 exons. NCBI's taxonomy places the organism in Eukaryota, Fungi, Basidiomycota, Tremellomycetes, Filobasidiales, Filobasidiaceae. The record is from RefSeq and is a predicted model, not a curated record. Gene Ontology annotation, biological process: transmembrane transport. Gene Ontology annotation, molecular function: transmembrane transporter activity.